Messenger RNA from Phaeodactylum tricornutum CCAP 1055/1, 330 nucleotides. RefSeq lists its product with no specific name. Gene Ontology annotation, biological process: phosphorelay signal transduction system. Bases 1 to 330 code for a protein of 109 amino acids. The transcript is spliced from 2 exons. The record is from RefSeq and is a predicted model, not a curated record. NCBI's taxonomy places the organism in Eukaryota, Bacillariophyta, Bacillariophyceae, Surirellales, Neidiaceae.
AUGAAUCCACCCGAUGUGAUCAAUUGGGAGGAGGCGAUGCAACAGUGCGGUGACGAUGAAGAGUUCUUGAGAGAGCUGUUAGAAGAUCUCCGUUCAGAAACAGAUACCCAGCUUGCCAACAUUGCUGGCAUCAUUCAGCUUCGAGCUGCGUCGAUGCAAUUGGAACAGUCGGCAGCUCAGGCGCAUGAAGCCGGGGAAACCGUUGCCUCUCCAGAUAGGCAACACGCAGUCCAAGCGGGGUACGCUGCUCUGAGCAGGCAGCACACAACUAUGGUGUUUUUCUUAAAUCAAUUGAUGUGGGCUAAGAAAACAAUUUUUUGUUACGGUUGA